AUGAACUAUUUGACCUAUGUGGAGAGGAACUCGGAGAAUUUGAGGUUUUAUCUGUGGUUUCGCAAAUAUAUUCAAAUCUUCGAUGCCUUAAGUGAGAAUGAGAAGUCAUUGUCUCCGAUAUGGGAGAGCCCUUUCUUGAAGGAUAAAACAAAGCCAAAGGCUGACUUAGCGGUCGCCGAGGAGAAAGGAGCUGUUGAGAUUGAUCCGUCAGGCCAGCCGUUUAGGUCCGAAGUUGAUCGUAUUACCCAAAUGUUUCUUGCCCCUCUUUCACCUUUCGAACUGAACCUCUCUGGUCGCGACCGAAAGGAAGUCUUAACAGCGCUUUCCACAACUACUCAUCCGUCGGCCUUCAAAUCUGUCCUCCCACAAGUGGAAACCUCACUGCGGCAGCAGUCACACCCAAAUUUUGUGCGCUAUGCUCUUUCUACUGCGAACCACGGGCGUGUUGCGGCUAUGAGGUGGGGCGGGUUUAUAUUAAUAUUGGUAGCCAUAGCUCUGGCGGUUGGUUUAUCUCUGGGGAAAGUGCCAAAGGCCGUCAGAGUAGGUGUACCUACUUUUGCCUUGUUCUUCGGCGUGGCUUCUGUCUUGGAUGGACAGCGCUCCGUUUGCCUCGUACUAUUGUCGUUGGGACUACGAGACCGAUUCGCAUGGGAGAAAGACACGGAUUGUAUGUGUGAUAGCCAGGUUGUUGAAUGCGAUCUUGAAAAGGCGUCAACAAUUAGUUUUGACCUUUUCGAUGGACCUAUACCGCGGGAUGAGGACCGGGAAGCGAUUAUUCAGAAGUUCGAGAAGAGGAAUGUGAUUUCGCAUUUGUUGUUUGGAUGGUCAACUCUUGGGGGGAUUGAUCCAGAGGUUAGGAGAGUACAGAAGUUAAUUGUUAUGCAGAACAUCGCUAUCUCUUUGGCAUUUACAAUUGUAUUAGGUAUCAUUUUGACGGUUGCGCCGAGUGGAAACAUGUAUUGA
Molecule: messenger RNA, 963 nt
Organism: Orbilia oligospora ATCC 24927
Lineage: Eukaryota; Fungi; Ascomycota; Orbiliomycetes; Orbiliales; Orbiliaceae
Exons: 2
Coding region: 1-963 (320 amino acids)
Source: RefSeq, a predicted model, not a curated record